Molecule: messenger RNA, 3737 nt
Organism: Poecilia reticulata (guppy)
Lineage: Eukaryota; Metazoa; Chordata; Actinopteri; Cyprinodontiformes; Poeciliidae
Source: RefSeq, a predicted model, not a curated record
GGGAGUGUUUAUAAAGUUACACUUCUUUGCCAUCCUGGACACUUUGCCCGCAGAAGAAAGGAAGACAACCUCCAACCAAAUUCCCAGUGGAAGACUGCCAGGUGCGUGAAGCGGAAGGCGGAGAUGAAGGAGCAGGAGCAGCAGGGCUACUGGCAGGAGACGGGACGAUGGGCGGGCUACGAGGAGAGCUUGGACCCGCAGGCUGGGGUCUGGGCAUCCUCCCAAAUAUCCUACCUCACCUUCAAGAGCCUCAUCCAGCUGCGGCGCACCAUGAACACCGUUGUGACAAUCUUCGACUGCGAAGAGAAAACUUUGGCUGCCAUCGCUGAGAAGAUGGUUGGCGAGAUGGUUAGCAAGAAAGAGAUUAGAUCUGGAGACCGCGAAGGUGUGCUGAACGCUCUGCUUCAAAACCGCAGUGAAUCCGCUGACCCAGAGAGCCAAAGGCUGUCCGAUGGRACGGACCUGCACAGGUUUUCAGUCAGGGAGAGAAAAGAUGAAUCCGAUCACGUUGAGGCCUGCAUGGUGCUCGUAGGAGCCUUGGACUUUCUGGAGAAAGCCACGAUUGUUUUUGUGCGGCUGAAGGAAGCGGUGGCCCUCGACUCAGCUCUGGAGGCCCCGGUUCCCGUUCGCUUCGUCUUUGUUCUGGUUGGYCCAAGCAAGGUUGACCUGGACUACCACGAGACUGGCCGAGCCAUGGCCGCUCUGAUGGCUGAUAAAGUUUUUAACCAGGAGGCCUUUCAAGCAACGAUGGCCAGGGAGCUAACGGAYGCCUUGGUGGAUUUUAUCAACUGCUGCAUUGUCAUCCCACCCACUGAAAUCAAGAAUGAAGGGAUGCUCAGCUCCAUCAUCAGCUUUCAGAACAAACUCCUGAAGGACAGACUUCACUCUCCAGACCUGUCGCCUCGGAGGGACUCCAAAGCUCGCAGAGUUUCUAUAGCGAGUGCAGCUUCUGUUGAAGAUCCGCUCUCACGCACCGGUCGGCCAUUCGGUGGGAUGAUUCGAGACAUAAAGAGACGCUACCAAUACUACAAGAGCGACCUCACAGAUGCCCUGAACGCCCAGGCUCUGGCCGCCAUUAUUUUCAUCUACUUUGCUGCUCUGUCUCCUGCCAUCACCUUUGGAGGCCUGCUAGCUGAUAAGGUGGACAACAUGAUGGGUGUGUCGGAGCUCCUCAUCUCCACCAGCAUCCAGGGUAUCAUCUUCUGCUUCGUCGCAGCUCAGCCCAUCCUGGUUAUCGGUUUUUCCGGCCCUCUUUUGGUGUUUGAAGAGGCCUUCUUUGCUUUCUGUAAGUCCCAGGACAUCGAGUACAUCGUCGGGAGGGUGUGGGUCGGGGUGUGGCUCGUCAUCAUCGUUGUGAUCAUUGUCGCCUUUGAGGGCAGCUUUCUGGUGCGCUACAUCUCACGCUUCACCCAGGAAAUCUUCUCCAUUCUCAUCUCCAUCAUCUUCAUUUAUGAAACCUUUUCCAAGCUAGGAAGGAUMUUYAAGGCGCAUCCGCUGAUUAUGAAUUAUGAUCAUGUGAAUGCAACAUUGGAAAAUCCCUGGCACCCAAGGGUGGAGUGGACCACCACGUACGACAACAAAACGGGAAACACGACGGURAUUGAGAGCACCRUGAAGCCGCCGUACCCGAACACGGCCCUGCUCUCCAUGUGCCUCAUGUUUGGCUGCUUCUUCAUCGCUUUCUUCCUGCGACAGUUCAAGAACGGGACUUUCCUUCCUGGAAAUGUCAGGCGCUUGCUCGGCGACUUCGGAGUUCCCAUUGCAAUUUUCCUCAUGAUUGUUGCAGAUUAUAACAUUGAGGAUACCUACACUCAGAAACUGGUUGUUCCUAAAGGCCUGACGGUGUCCAAUCCGGCCAAAAGAGGCUGGCUUAUCAAUCCCUUUGGAGAGCACAAAUCUUUUCCYGUAUGGCUGAUGUUUGCAUCCUGCGUUCCUGCUCUGCUUGUCUUCAUUCUCAUCUUCUUGGAGUCUCAGAUCACUACUCUGAUCAUCAGUAAACCUGAACGGAAGAUGGCCAAAGGCUCCGGGUUCCACUUUGACYUGCUGGUUUUGGUCGGAAUGGGAGGACUCAGCGCCAUAUUUGGUGUGCCUUGGCUGAGCGCUGCCACGGUCAGAACUGUAACCCACGCCAACGCUCUCACAGUCAUGAGCAAAGGAACGAAACCCAAGAUAGAGAGAGUAGUGGAGCAGCGAAUCAGCGGCAUUGUGGUAGCUCUGCUUGUUGGUCUGUCAAUUCUAAUGGAGCCAAUCCUAAAGUUGAUUCCCAUGUCAGCUUUGUUUGGGAUCUUCCUCUACAUGGGAGUGACAUCACUGAAUGGCAUCCAGCUGUGGGAUCGCAUGCUGCUUCUCCUCAUUCCAAAGAAAUACCAUCCAGAUGAACCUUACGCAACCAGAGUAAGCACAGGGCGAAUGCACCUGUACACGGCCAUCCAGGUAGUUUGCCUCGGCAUCCUGUGGCUCGUAAAGUCCAGCCGGAUAUCCCUUGCUCUUCCCUUCGUUCUCAUCCUCACCAUCCCUCUCAGAAUGAUCAUGACUGGACAUCUCUUCACCGAACUGGAAAUGAAAUGUCUGGAUGCUGAUGACGCCAAGGUGACGUUCGAGGAGGAGCCUGGACAGGAUGUGUACUGUGAAACUCAGAUGCCUUUGUAGACAUCUGAAAUAAYGGCUGCUAACACUUUUUUUUWAUCCUAAAAGAACUGUAUAGUUAUUUUAUUUUAGGCUCAAGUGAAUUUUUAAUUCCCUGAUGAGCAAAGCAAGAUAUUUAAUAUUUAUUUACUGUAUCAUGAUGAAUGAAGAUGCAGAUUAUAUUUAUUGAGGGUGAUUACUGAUAGCGUUAGCAUUUUCUGGAAAGCCCCUUAGUUUAAAUAUUCUUAAAAAACCUUUUGCUCAUGCAUUUCUAAAGCAAACCAUUUGAUGAUUUCUGUAUUUUUGCUAAAAAAAAAAAAAAGCUUGUAAAAAAAACAAACAAACAAAAAAAACUCAAAGGUUUUUUUUAUGGUUUGGUUGACUGUCACAAAAAUAAAAAUUAAAUUAACAUGCUCUUCAUAAAAUAUAGCUCAUCUUUGAUGCACUGGUAUUCUCUGGGGCAUCCCGGACAAGCCCCCCAAAAAUUGUAUCAUUUGAAAUUCAAAACUGAGAAAAGAAAAGCAAGCUUGACUGAUUAUUGACAAUUGAAUGUAAUGGUAAAGAAAGCACUGACAGAAGCAGACUUGAUCAGAGGAUACAUUGCUCUCUAAUUUUAGCUUCUCACACCAGAAAGUAUAGCACAUCUGCAUUUUACAUACAUUUUUUUAUGGAAUGCAUGUCAACUGAACGUUAGUUGAUCCAUGACAAACAGAGGAGUGUUUUACAAGUAAUGUAAAAAGAGAGAAGAAAAUGUAUUUUAAAAAGUUUUAAAAUGAUUGCAUUCAUAGCCAAACUUGUAUGUCUUUUGCAUGCACCUACACUGAAUGUAAUAUUAGAACAAUUGUUUCAAUUUGCUAACUUGAAGACAAAUUCUGAUUAAAAGGUUUUGUGAUGUAUUUGCUACUUGUGCAGCAAAAUGAAUGAAGGCAACAGUGGUUUUUAUCAAUGCAACAGUGGUUUUUAUCAAUGCAAAAGAUGGCGGUAUUUGUGUUUUUAAACACUUUUUUGCUUGCUGUUGCUAUCUUUUUGACGUCUCAAAUGUAAAUAUUAAAGGAAAAUGUAUAAAUUCUAUGUUUUGUUGGCUAGCCUUUUGUUGAAUUUAUAAAAGCUAU